AUGCUGUUGGCGUUGUCUUCGAGUAUUGCGGUGUUCCUAACAUGUCUUGCCUAUUACGCCUUCAAGAGCAAACUUUAUCUUCUAAGGAGCACUAGGGCCGGGAGCGCCAAUAAUGAUGCGCAACUUGGCUCAUUUUCAGCUACAAAAAAAGAGCCAAAUUCAACCUUAGAAUCCAAUACACCUCUCGAGUCAGAUAAGACACUAUAUUAUUUCCUUCAAAAUCUCGAACAGUUCCCCACUGCCCUAUAUGCCGGUAGAAAUCGGCUUAUAAGUCUCCUCGACGAAACCAUUACCGCAGCACUUGAGACAGCUCCCGAUGAUAACAGCAUCCUUUCAAUCCCCGAUUAUUCGCCAGCUGCCAUAUAUGAGUUCUUCAGAAAUUCCGAAUCACAAAUCACCGAAAGAUUCGAUUCUUACCUCUUACGAAGACGUCAAGGUGGCCCCAGAGAAAUCUUCCCCAACCUCGAGUAUGCAAAAUGGUGGCUUCGCACUGCUGCACCAGUGAAAUACGUCGACGGUGCUUGGUUAGGCGGCAUAAACAGAGCUUUCAAUAGCCUACCGAAUAAUCGAUCCUCACAACGCAUUGGUUGGCAAAUUCUCAGCGAGGAGCUCGGCGAUGGAGAUUUGACUAAAAACCAUGUCUGGGUUUAUCAAGAACUCAUGCGUUCCAUCGAUGCGGACAUCGGUAGGGGGAACGAAAGGAAAUUUAUCGAUAAUUGCCACAAUCCGAACGGAGAGGAGAGGGUGUGGAAGGCUGCUGUUUCUCAAUUGUGUUUAUCACUAUGGCCGGAAGAGUUCUUGCCGGAGAUUCUAGGGUUUAAUAUGGCAUAUGAGAGUUUACCACUGCAUCUCUUGAUCACCAUCCAGGAGCUUCGGGAGUUGAGGCUGGAUCCAUACUAUUUCAUCCUACAUGUCUCCAUCGAUAACGGCCACUCGGGCCAUGCAGCUAUGGGGAUCAAAGCCGUAACAGAGUAUAUCGAAUCGCUUCCGCCCAACGAGGUUGGAAUUGCAUGGAGGCGAGUCCAGGCCGGAGUCAUCCUUGCGGAAGGGUUACCAACAACACCAGCAUCCCCGUCGGAACUCGAUUGUAGCGUAGAAAAGAUUUUCAGAGAAAAAUGUUUUACCGCUCGUCCAAUGCAUGCUGCUUGCCCUGCAAAAAUUGGGGGUAAAUCAGGGAAAUCAUUGAGUCAAUGGUUGGAAACCGAAGCAUGGGUCGUUAGGGGCUCUCCAGAACAGAAGCUUGUGAAUCCUAGACCGAAAUCUUUCAUGGGUGCCUAUUCGGAAUUUGUUGGCCAAAGCUUCUCAAAUGCAUCAAAACAAAUUUUCCAAGACCAGAUCGAUAAACCGCCUCCUAUUAGCAUUCCAAACGUAACGGAAUUUUCAGAUCUCUUGUCACCCACGCCAAUCUCCGGUGCAACAACUCCUCAAAGCCUAUUCCCGAUCCUCCGCCUUUCAGCAGUUCCGUUCGAGCAUCUUCCUUCGUAUCCAGCAAAAUGCGCAACUGAACAAGGGAUGACUGCUAUCAAGAUUCUUCGGGCUCUUUAUGGUUUCAAAGAUCAAAACGAUCUCUGUGCAGGAAUGGAUGAAAUUCACCAUUCAAAUGAGAACCGUGGCUUGUACGAAAUUUCCGAGCAUGCCAGCGUUUUCCGGAAGCACGAAGGGCCAAUCAUGGAGUAUUUGGGGUGGCUCCAAAAUGUUUCGAAAGCGCCUGACCAAAACUAUUCAUUCUUGCUCGGAGCUCAGCUCAGUUUCGUGGUUGAUCUCUUCUGGAACGAAGGUUUGCUGGAAGGAGGAUUGUUGAGUGAGAGUGACAUAAAUAUUUUGAGAGCGAUUGGGGAUCAAUGUAUAAAAGCUUCAAGGGAGAUUUAUGGCUUAUGUGAUUGGAAUGAUCUGGUGAUGGGCUUUUUUAGAAACAGAUACGAGAUUGGUCGUUGUGUCGUGGACGCUGGUGGGGGGAAGGAUGCUGGCUCUUUGGAGGCGAUGAAAUAA
Molecule: messenger RNA, 1989 nt
Organism: Morchella sextelata
Lineage: Eukaryota; Fungi; Ascomycota; Pezizomycetes; Pezizales; Morchellaceae
Exons: 3
Coding region: 1-1989 (662 amino acids)
Source: RefSeq, a predicted model, not a curated record